Molecule: messenger RNA, 3595 nt
Organism: Moneuplotes crassus
Lineage: Eukaryota; Ciliophora; Spirotrichea; Euplotida; Euplotidae
Source: the annotation of a GenBank genome assembly
CAAUCAUGCAACAAGAAGGAGAAAUAGACAAUUUAGAUGACUUCGAUCAAGAUGAAGGAGAGACUGAGAAUUGGAACGAUAAUCUUCAAACAGAACAAAUGUUUCCUCCAGAAAUCAACGGGUUUGAGUCAGAACUUCAAAACACUGAAAGAAAGAUUAUCGGCGGUCGCAAAUCCGACAAGUCAUCGAAAUUAAAUUAAGAAAAAGGUAGCUCCACAUGAGAAUUCACCGGAGCUCAGCAGUGCUCAUCAAAGCGAGCUGACCAAGUCGAAGAAGAACAUAAACUCUAAUAGUAAAGGAAGCAAGAUGAGCAAGUCUUUGUUAACAUCUUCUCUACAUACCAAGAAUAACCCAAGCGAGGACCAGCUGCUUCCAGUGAGCAGGAAAGCUAAUAAAGAGGAGAAGUGAAAGAGACCUGAUUCAAAUCUCAGAAGGAGUAGGGCAAUUCUCCCCUGUAAGUUUGGAGAAACAGGAAUGAUCUCUCAGACUCCUCAAGGCUUUAGCCUAAAGAAAUUCAUGGAGGAGAACGAAAAGAAGAAUAAUGAAGUCACACAGAAAAUAGAAGCUGAGAAAUUAUCCACAGAGUCCGAUGAUGACCCAGAUCUUGAUCUCAGUUCGAAAAGGUUUUUAUGCAGAGUUCACGAUAAGAAGCGGAUAAGAUGGGAUCUCUUCAUAAUGCUAUGAGCUAUCUGGAAUAGUAUCCAGAUACCAUAUAGUAUUGCUUUCAGUCCUGAUUCAGAUGCAGGUGCAUUUAAUAUUGCAGUUAAUCUCAUAAUGGAUAGCUUUUUCAUUGUUGAUAUCAUAUUUAACUUCCGGACAACCUACCUUGAUCAAGAAAGUGGGAUAGAAGUUGGCUCUAGCAAUAAAAUAUGACUUCAGUAUAUAAAAGGAAGGUUCUGGAUAGAUCUGGUAUCAUCGCUCCCGACAGAUAUAAUCCUACUUGCAUUUAACCCUAGUAGCAACAUCGAGACGACUCUAAUUUUGCUCAAACUUCUGAAAUUAAUAAGACUUACCAGGCUAUCAAGAGUAAUCACAUAUCUUAACUUCAAGUCAAAUGUAAAAAUGUCGCUGAGGCUAUUCCAAUUGAUAUUCUUUCUCCUGCUCUAUUUCCACCUCAUAGCUUGCUUUUGGUUUUAUAUUGCUAGAGACAAUAAGAGGUGGAUCCCUCCGUAUGACGAGAACAAUGAGAAUAGCGAUAUCUAUGAGUCAGGUAGCUUCAGCCAGUAUCUGACCUCGAUAUACUACUCAAUUCUUCUCUUGGCUGGAAAUGACAUGAUGCCUCAAGGAGAGCAGCAGAUAAUCUUCCUCUCAAUUGCUCUCUUCGCUGCAGCUAUUAUAAACGCAAAUAUUUUCGGAAAUAUUGCUGUCUUGCUACAACAAAUUUACAGGAAAUCAGCUCAAUUUCAGGAGAAAGUGGAGAAUGCCACUUCAACCAUGAAGAACUUAAAUGUCCCUGAAAAUUUAUCCAAAAGGAUUCAGGAGUACCUUACUGAGACGCAGAGUACUCUUGAUCAACAAACGGAGUUUGAUAACUUCUUGAACAUCCUAUCUCCUAGCUUGCGGAUUGAAGUCACAAAACAUAUUUUCCAUGAAUCUCUACUGAGCAUGGAAGUCUUUGAUAAAAAUGAAGAUGUUAUCAAUUUGAUCAUCCAUGACCUCCACACAGUCCUAUAUUUCCCAGAAAACGAGAUUUGAAGGCAAGGCUCUUAUGGCAAAGAGCUCUACUUCCUCGCCAAAGGAGAAGUAGAUGUCUUUGUCAGAGAUGAGAAUCAGCAGAACAAGUUUAUACAAACCUUGAACCCAGGCGAGUACUUUGGAGAAGUAGCUCUUCUUAAAGAUUGUGCUCGUACAGCAACAGUCCGUAGUCAGGGUUACUCAACAUGUGCUUCCCUUGAUAGUCAAACUUUUGAGAAACUUCUUGAUACUUAUUCCUUCGUCAAGAAGACCAUGGAGAAGAAAAUCCAUGAAAAAUAUCAAGAUAGAUGGAGAAAAUUUGUAAAAAGGUCGCUGAGAAAUGUAGAGUUUUUGGAACAAAAAGUCCCUGAAGAUCUUAUCGAGGAACUCUCGUAUAAAAUGCAGUUUAAAAAUAUUUCAAAAACAGAUUAUCUGUUCAAAAGCGGCACUCCUUGCCGGAGCAUCAUCAUUAUUGUUAGCGGAAGAGUUGAAAUCUUGAUCAUGAACAACAAUAAUGGGAAUGAAAGUUAUCUUGACACACUAUACUCAGGAUGAACUAUUGGAUCAUACAGCGUUCUCAACAACGAUGACUAUUGUACAAGCUGUAAAGCACUAACAGAUGUGACGUACCUUACCCUUGAUUUUACAGUUCUUGAGCAAUUGAGAGUCAUAUUUGAAGAAUUAGAUGACAAUAUGUGUGAGUAUGAAGACUAUAUCGAAAACCAUCAACUGCCUUAUUGAGACUACAAAUUGCACAGAGGCAUAGAUUGGGAUAUCACACCCAUCCAGAAAUUCCAAAACGGCAUAAACAGGAUUAUCAGAAUAGUAAAGUCCUACAAAUCAAACACCUUCACAAAUCUCUUAAAGAAGGUCCAAGACAGAAUCAAAAAAGAGAGAAAUCUGAAAAUAAAAUAGGGUUAAAAACAAGAUUAUUAAAGCAAAUCCACAGAAUUUUGAAGAGAAGAUGGAGAAACUGAUACUCGAGCAAUCAAUUCAGUUACAAAAGUUGACAGAGAUUGUCACUAAGCAGACGACUGAGAUCACAAAACUACAGAAAUAUCAGCACUAUCAAUGCAACACUUGAGGUACAAUUAAUGGGAUGGAUAACUCAGACAUGAGGAUGUCAGCUGUUCAUCAUGUUGGGAUCUCCAAGACUCCUCAGCUACUCAAGCGUCAGAGUAUUACUCAAGAAAGGAGUGGCAGCUAUUCACACAAAAGGCUUGAAGCUAUUCGUGAGACCUCUAAUAGCAAGAGAAGGCAUACUUCAAAUAACCAGAUUAACAAGCUAAUCUUUAACAAUAAAAAGAAGAAUGAUAGUAUUAAUAGAGUUCAAGAGCCAUCUUCAGACAAUUCUCUUACAAGUUUCAAAAACUUAGGGGAUCCUGAAGAUUUUAAUGAAAUAAAGAAUUUAAUAAGUCCUCCGAUUGAAGGUUCCAGCAAAUUCCAGAUUCAUGAGAAGGAUAACCAGCAGAUAAAUGAUGACAACCCGAGCGAAUCUAAAAUUAUCAAACCUGAAGGGAUCUUGAGUAACCCUAGCUCUUUAACAAAGUCAAGACUUAGGACAUCUUUGCGGCCUGACUCUCACAACGAAAUUAGUGUUGAGGUCCCCGAAGAAGAGGAAAGCAUUUCUAGUGACAAAAGUAUCAAGAAGACACACCAAAAGAAACAAGAUGGGCCUGAGUUACCCAUACUAGGAUCUGGCUUACAGAGCAUCAACUCUAAGAACAAAUCGGAGAGGCGGAAUCCAGCCGUUGCAAUGAAUGCAGAAGAUGAGGCAAUGAAGAUAUUCAGUAGUUUUAACUCUGAUGUCCAAAGAGUGAAUCAUGAAACUGACUCCUUCAGGGAGAUUUUCUCUACCCCUGAGCCAAAGGACUAGCCCAUUUUAUUGCUCAAAUAUAUAAUUAAAUACCCUACCAACAUA